ACAGCCAUCCGAGCAUCUCAGAGAGCAGGAGGUGCUGUGCCGGGCUGCAGGGCGCUCCCUCCAAAGGUCCCCAGCUCGACAUUGGGGGGCCACAGGCGACAGCAUGGACACCAAGCGCUGUUUCGCCAACCGCUUCGAUGACUACCAGGGCAGCCUGCUGGCUGGCCAGUGCGAGGAGGCGGUGGCGCCCUUGGUCACCUCCACCAUCGAACGCAUCCUCCAGGAGCUGCCCCCGCUGGGGGGCGGCGCUGAGGCUCGAGGGGCGACAGCGGCGGGCAGCAGCUGCCAGGGGGGUCUAUACAGCGGCGUGGCCGGGGUGGCCUACAUGCUCUACCACGUCUCGCAGAGCCCGCUUUUCGCCGGGGCCCGCGAGCGCUACUUGCGCUCCGCCAAGCGCCUCAUCGACGCGUGCUCCCGCUCCGAAGAGUGGGGCGAGCCGGACGCCGACACCCGCGCCGCCUUCCUGCUCGGGGGCGCGGGCGUGCACGCGGUGGCCACGCUCGUGUACCACGCCCUGGGCCGCUCCGACUACGUGCAGCCCCUCGGCAAGUUCCGGGCUCUGUGCGCCGUCUGCGCACCGGUCUCCUUCCUGGAGUGCGGCUCCGACGAGCUGUUCGUGGGCCGCGCCGGCUACCUGUGCGCCGCGCUGGUACUCAAGCAGAAACUCGCCCAGGAGGUAUUGACCCCAGCACAAAUUAAAUCAAUAUGCCAGGCAAUUUUGGACUCUGGGAAGCAGUACGCCCUGAAGAAGAGAAAGCCGUUCCCCCUGAUGUAUUCUUACUAUGGAACUGAAUACUUGGGGGCAGCUCAUGGCCUGUCGUCCAUUCUGCAGAUGCUUCUUUCUUACCACGAGCAUCUCAAGCCUGCAGAUCGGGAGCUGGUGUGGCAGAGUGUGGACUUCCUCAUGGAACAGGAACAGAAUUGCAACUGGCCACCUGAGCUGGGAGAGACGAUCGAGAGAGAGAAUGAACUGGUCCACUGGUGCCACGGUGCCCCAGGAAUUGCUUAUCUGUUUGCCAAAGCUUAUCUUGUUUCCAAGAAACCACAGUACCUGGACACAUGCAUACGGUGUGGGGAGCUAACGUGGCAGAAAGGCCUACUGAAGAAGGGGCCAGGAAUUUGCCAUGGUGUAGCCGGCAGCGCCUAUGUCUUCCUUCUGCUGUACCGUCUUACAGGAAACUCCAAAUACAUCUACCGUGCUCAAAGGUUUGCACAAUUCUUGUUCACCGAAGAAUUCAAAGCUGGUUCACGGGUCCUUGAAAGCAUAUACAGCUUGUAUGAAGGCUUCUCUGGCACUGUUUGCUUUCUCAUUGAUUUGCUACAGCCCAAUCAGGCUGAAUUCCCUCUCUUCAGCGUCUUUGUUUAAAGGCUCCAUCUCCCGUUGCAGCCUGGCAGAAGUCCCCUGAGAUUUCCUGAGCCUCCUCUAGGCAGUUUCCCGCAUAAUCCACAUCCAAUGGCAUCACAACUAUGAGCCUUCACAUUGCUGCCAGAAGGAUGAGCCCAGCCUUAUGAAGAAAGCGUGAUACCAGACUGGAGAGGGAGCCUGCCAAGCAAAGAUGCCACAACUCAUCUCAAAAUCACAGAUUUGAUGUUUCCGGGGAGAGAUGUAAAACCGAAGAUCAGAGAGAAGGCGAAGGGAAAAUAAUGCUUUCCAGUUGGUGAGACUGAAGGCAAAAGUGACCUGGAGAUGGUGGGGAUAGACUGGCAGCCCUUUGAAAACUGGAGAGCAAAUGUGACCAUCUGGCUAUACCCUCCACCCUUAAAUUCAGAAGUGAAGACAAUCUAAAUAAUCUAAAAUAUAUAAAAUAAUUUUGCCCUCUUAAAAACUGUUAGCAGGGAUCAAGUGUCAUGAAGAAGGGCAUGAAAAGAAACCUUGAUUGUCCUAGGCCUUCGCUUGCUGAAGUUGAUGAUUUUUUUUUGAGUGGAGAUAUUUGAAUAUGUAUGUGGGUAUUUUUAGAAUCACUAUCCUAAGGCACUUUAAAAACAUCAUAUCAUAACUUACUUUAAACACUGAAAUUUGAAGCUUCCUUAGGUCUUAGAAUAUCUCUUUCCCUAGUUUUGUUUUCUUUCCUAGAGCUCAUUAUAGUGAGAUUCCGAGCAGGAAGGAUUGUAAUUUUAGUGACAACCUAAGCUUAGUAGCUUUGGGGUGUGGCUUGUUUAGCAUGCACAAGUCCCUAGUUCCAUGCCUAGUACCAUAAACAAACAAAAAGGAAGACAGGAAAAUUCUUAUCUAGCAAAUAAGUGUUGUUGUUAUGUGUUGUCUCAACUUGAAGUGUGACCUGUAUAUUGUAUAUGUUAGUAAUUCUUCAAAUGCCUUCAUCUUUGUAAUUUCUAUGAAGCUAUUAGACUGUAAAAUAUGCUCUCGGUGAAAAUCAUUCAUCUCAAAGAUCAGGGCAACUACCACAAAGGUAAGUCAUUUCCAUAUUUCAUAGAAUACCAUGAAAGACAUGGAAUGGGGAAAAUAGAAGUGGUUAUUGAAAAAAUGUCAUUUUAUUUUAUCCUAUUAGAUGAAGAGUGGAAUAAACUCCCUGGCUGGUCACCUUACUUUGCAAAACAAGGAUAUGCUAGAGCUUUACUAUCAUACCAGUUGAUUCUAGUUAUCAUAUUAAGUUUACUUUUGCUAUAAACAAAAGUUAUAAAAAUGCUUCAAGCCAAUAGUGGAUUGCUAAACACUAAUAGAAGCAACUGUCACUUCCAUACACAGAAUAUGAGUUUACCACAGUCUUGGUAUUUAACCACUGAAAUUCAAGCAUCAUAUUAAAGAAAACUGUUGUGCUGUAUAAGAUGUCAUUGAUUCAAUAGUCAUUAGUUAUUUGGAUAUGUAUAUAUGCUACAUUUAUUACCAUAUAAUUUGAAGCAAUAUUUGAACUGUAGAUUUUGGGAGGAGUUAGGUAAUAAUUUACUGCCUAGAAACAUUUCUGUGUGUGCUGGCUUGUGGAGCUGUAUGAACCAAUGAAUUCGUAUGGGUUUGUAUGAAAGUUAUAUGUGUGAUCCUAUUUUGGAAAAGAGGAUCUCUUGUAUUCAUAAGAUUCUCAAAGAAUCUUACCAAAGAACUGUCUUUUUAUAUUUUAUGACUCUUUGUAUGUUUACAAUCAUUAACACAAGCUGGGACAAAAUGAUUUUUGCAAAAUGUAUACCUUGUUGGCUUAUAGUCCCAUUUCACACCCUCAUAUUUCAACAUAUAAAAUUGGCUUUAAUUGCUCAUCUGUGAAAAUACUGUUUGGAGUAAAACUUAAUUAGAUUCCAGAAGUUCUUUCUUGAGGAGGGCAAACACCUUUUAGAAGCCCUAAGAAAGAUUCUGUUUACAGAAUGUUCUCCUACUGAAAGGACCAGUAACAGCUGCUACAACAUCUCAUUUAAAAUGCACUUGACAUGGGCCCUACAGGCUAAAGAUAACCAGGCAGAAUUAGGCCUUUUACAUUAAAGGAAUACAUGCUUUCAUUGUGUCUGAGCAGCCCCUCAAAGUGUGUUAGGUGAUCUCCCUAAAGACAGAGCUAGGGGAACAAAACAAGGUUUCGAAGUCUGGUUUCUCCUUUCAGGGUCAUUUAUUCAGUAUUCUAGAUUAGAAAUAUGCCAGCAUCACAGCAGACAAGUCAGCCCCUCUCUCAAAGGAACCUCCAUUUAAAAUCUGCCCACCUCUUCCAUCAUUCAUUAUAUGGACCGGAAAACCAAAGGGCUAGGAAAUGACGCAUAGAUUUGUUGUAUUUGUUAUGUUUCCAGGAGCUUUAGAAAAACUGGACCUACCUUUUAAAGAUGCAAUAGAGUGACUGUAACUUUGUGCAGAUCAUUGUGAAAAGCUCGCUAUUUUUGUAUGUCGUAUGUAAAAAGGGGUCAUGUUUGGGUGUGGUCUUUCUGAAGUACCACCUCAGUAAAUUUGAAACAAGGAUACACUUUUUUUUUUGGCUGUUAAACCUAUCAUUGAAACUUUGCAUUUUCCUGAAAGAAAAGCACCGUUAGUUUGAGAGUCCUCUUCUAUAUUACUUUCCCAAGUUCCCAAGAAAGGGAUGAAAGACACAUAUUUUCAGCAGGAAAGUAAGUCAUGUCAUUUAUUCCAUAAUCAAUUUCAUGUGUAGUAACAUUCUUAAUGUUAAAGCAUGAUCCCUCUUGAAGGCUACUGUGGCAUUUUUGGAAAGGUUUAUUUUUAUUAUUUUAAUUACAAUUAUGUGUGUGGAUAUGUGCAUGAGAGUGCUGGAGCUACAGUUGUGGAUGACUCUGAGGCACCCGAUGUGAAUUCUGUGAAGGGAAAUCCAACUUGGGUUCCCAGAAAGUGGGAUGGGACUCCAUGCUCUUAACCAUCGAGCCAUCCCUUCAGCUCUCACUGCGGCAUUUUCACCACUGCUCAUGUUGUCAUACUAUUUACUAUAUAGGACAAAACCAAUCCUGAAUGCUGGGUGGAGAUGUUUGAGGAUACAUUGAAAGAGCCUUAACAGUAAGGAAGGAGACACAUUAUACUUCAAUAGCAAUAUAUUGUAAAACACUGUAGCUUUGUGGCAUUAACACAGUUACAUGCCUUUCUUUCUACCCUUAACUGUCUAUAUUUAAUUUACCCUAUCUCAUUGCCACUUUACCUCUUUUCAGUUUGUAACCUGGUAUUUGAAGAGAACAGAAGUUUGACAGUGUAUAUUUCCCACUGACUUUUUUCCAGGCAAUUGACCAUGUUGUUAAGAUAAUAGUAUUCAAUUAUGACAAUUCAUUACAUAGAACAGCUUACUUGCUCUGUAGUAAAUUCCAUCUCUUCUUUUUACUUCUUUAGUUUUCUUUGAGAUUUUAAUCAAAGUGUUAUGCAAAUUGUUUUGGUUUCUGUAGAGAGUAUACCUCAGUAAUUUCAAUGCAAAAAAUAUGAGUUUGGGAUUUAUAACCAGGCUAAGAAAGUAUACACAAGCUGAGGAUGUAAUUCUAUAGUAGAACACUUUUCUAGCAUGCAUGCUGCCCUAGGCCCUAGUCUCAGCAUUAAGAACAAAAAGACAUUAAAGAAAAGACACAAUUAAAAGGCAGUAGUAAUGUCAAGAGAACCAUGUUAGAAAUCCUAAAUCCUUGUUCUGCCACUUUUUUGGGGGCACUGUAUAUAGUUCAUACAGUUGUCAUAGGAGUUAUUUGUAAAUAUGGUUUUUUUAUUAUUUAAAAGGCUUCUAUGUUUUAGGUUCCUAUUAUGUGCACAUAAAAUUAUGUUCAGUUCAUAUUUAAAAACUAAACAAACAAACACAUGUCAUAUGACGAUGCAGUGCUUGGGGCCCAGGACACUAGAAGGGUAAAUAUUAAUUUUAUAUUCUACUGCCAAUUCUGACUGUAGUGUUUGUGCCUCAGAAGGUUCUGACUUGAAAGAAUUUCCUCCAGAGGAAUGGGUGGUGUAGUCUAAACGCUCUCUUUAACACAAAUAUUUUGCUGACUGAAAAUAAAGGAGUCUGGUGCCAAUAACUGAAGAAAAGGAACAUCCAGGCCAUAACUACACAGCAAAAAAUGAAUUGGGAAAUAGGAUAAUUUAACACUGAUUUUGAUCUGUAUUUUAAUUUGGUCAUCAGAGGUGUAUUAGCUACAGGAAUAGAAUUAUGCUGCUUGUGAAGCCUCCCUUAAAUUAUUAUGCCUCAAAUUAAUAGCGGGAUGACUAACCGUCACUUACCAAGGUCAUGUGAUCUUAGCGUAAAUUUGGCUAGAGAAAGGCAAGCUAGAAGGCAGGAUCAGGGCUUGGGGGUUGCUUACCAAAGCGUGGCAUCUGAAGAUAAUUUGUACAUGUGCAUUUAAUGGGACUAAACAAGUAUAGUCUUACCACUGGGACUUUUUUUCUUGCUUACCGAAAUCUCUUUAAUCCUAAUCCACCUUCAAGUCAGCAUGUGUCAUCACCUGUCUCUAAACAUCUCAUUCUGAUAAUGGAUUUCCCCCCAUGUCUGUUUAAUCACAGGCAUGACCUCUUUUCUCCUGGGAAGGCAGGCUUCCUCCGUAUCUUUGUCCACAUCUGUCCUUAGCUAAGAGCACGGGACUCAACAAGGCUUGAGUCUACUUUAGACAGAAGGACUGACCUCGAGGUCAGUAGCAACCAGAAUUGGGACUAUUCUGUAGUCAGAUCACAAGUACAGGGCAAGCUGCCACAAGAGUGCUGUGCAAUGAGAAGAAGGUGGUGGCCACAUGCAUCCUGCUUCCACUCCAUAAACAGGACUGCCCAUAUUGCCUUCAUGUCUUUUAUUAUGUCAUAAAAGACAAAAACCGAAGUAGUUCCUACACAAACAAAGUCUCUCCCCUUAUUUUAUAAAUUGAAAGUGUUAAUGAAUUGGGACCUAAUGGGUGAUGCUGUUAAGAUAUAAAAGAAUAUUCAUUUUCAUCUUCUUUAAAUAUUGAACCUUGUCCUUUCCAUUCAGUUCCCUUCGCAAAUGACAAAGUCUCUCAUCUUCAGGAUUCUCUGCGUCUUCAUUUCCUUUUAGGGUACCUGUUAUUCACCCAUUCUGAAUUAACUUUGAAAAGUUAUUUAAAUGGAAAUCCCAAUCUUCUGUGGUUUUGUUCUGCACUGGGGUGGAAGGAGGGCCAGUGAAUUGUAUGACACAUGAAGCAGACUUAUCUUUGUACUCAGAAUCACCUGAAAGGCAAGAUACCAUUUUUGUUACAGAAUAAUUACGUACUAAAUUGAAAGUAGCUGAAGAUCUAUGUCUUAAAGAUCUUCCUGAAGUACCCCAAUACACUCCUUUGUGUUAUGCCUUCAGAAACAAUGAGCACUCCAAAAGAAUGGAGAUGGAUAAAACACCUGUGUGUAUGUGUAAACAGAAUUUCUUCAUAUAGAAUAAUGCAGUUCUACUGAAAUUUUCUUCAUAUAUUUUGUGUGAUGUGUUCCUCAAUGUGUAAUCUUAUAUUGUGUAUGAAGUAGCUGUGACUUAGCAAUCAGUAUAAAAAAGGUAUAAAAUCUAUACUUGUCUACUGUCUUUAGCAAAUGACCUUAUUACAACAUAUUUUAGUGGGAUGUCUGUGUGUAAAGGGCAACUGCCAGUAAAAUAAAUUGUGUCAUUAAAUUUGAUUCAAGUUGAAUGUGGUAAUACUUAUAUGUGGAUAUAUUCAAAUAAGCAUAUUGCUUCAAAUAAUCAGUCUUGUCUCUUUUAGGGCUUUUAAUAUUAGAGGUGUCUUCUGAAGACUAUAGCAGCAGUAGACUCCUUUUGCUCUUGAACGUGCAGUAUCAUUUGUAUUAUAGAGAUGUUCCAGCGGUAAGAGUGGAACACUGUAAUAGUUUGGUCUCAGAAUCUGGUAUAGGCCACUCCAGUCUCUUGGAUGUGGUGGCAUCAAACUAACAGAAUUUUUAAAAUGGGUUUUGUAGAAAUCAGUGAAACCUGAUGAGAAGCCAUAAAUAACUAGGGACUGGUCAAACAUCACAUACUAAAGUGAUAGAAUAUACUUCACCAAAAGGGUUUUCAUUUUUGCACAAUUUCCAAUAUUUACAAAAAUAUGUUUGUGUCAUCAUUGGGUUAAAACAAAGUUAAUCUUCCUGAUGGUACAUUUCAUAAGCAGCAAACCAGUACAAUUCCUUAAUCUUUUGGGGCAAUACCCCAAAUAGGGAAUUGUCAGUAUAGUAUGACAACUUACUCCUAAUUGUACCUAAGAGUAAACAAGCACCACAGUUUAAUGUACUAUUGAAGUUUAAAGACAUGUUCAAUAAAUUAGUAUUAUUAAUAAAGUUGUGCUCUUUGCUGUAUUUCUCCACCAAUUAUGAAUAAAAAAUUAUAAAAAUAAACCAAAUGAUAGGAAUAAGUUAUUAGUACUUUAAAAUUCUUUUAAUUUUUAUUAACAUUAAAUUUAACACCAGUUAUCUGUUGUAUAUAGCAAGAAUUUUGAAAUACUUGCACACCAAUUGAGAGGCUUGGUAGAAAUGCCUUUUUGCCAAAAUCAAGUUCUUUGACUUCUUGAUAAUUCUUAUAUGUCUGUAGGGGUACUUUGAAGGGUUUGAAAGAUAUAUCAAGAGCAGUUCUAAUCUUAGUGCAGAACAUUUUGCUAAUCAUUUUACUAUAUUACAAAAUGUUAUACUAUGAUAUUUUAUAAUAAAACAAAAUUAUCAAGUAUUCUGGCCUAUUACAUAUUAUUAUACCCAAACAUCACUUUCUAUAAGUCUAUUACUGAGUACACUUAUUUUUUUAAAAAAAAAUCACAGUGGGUAUUUUGAUCCUAGUGAGGAAGUAUAAUGCAAUAUCUGACAUUGAUUUUUAAUGAAAAUCCACUUAAAUGUAGGGCAGGGAAACUAAGCUGUAAACGUGUGUGUUCAUCUGACUGAUAAAAUGACAAGUGAUAAUUUGGAAAGGUCAGCUUAUAAAUGCUCAUCAGAUUUGAGCUUUUGUUAUCUAUUGUUCCUGGAGCAGGACGACAAUUGUCAGUUAAAUUUGCUUCAGCUUCACUGAGGGGUUUGCUUACAGUCCACUGCCUGGUGUAAUGAAAUCUCUUCUGAAGCAAGACUGACUUAGAAACUUAGUGAUGCACCUUACUACUUUUUAGCUGCUGUUAUAAUAUCAAAACACUGUGAUCUUUCCAAUGUGUUUUCUGUAUCAGUUUUGUACUGUAGAAAAUAAUCUGCCAUAAACUGCACUUUACUGUUUAAAGUGAUGUUGCUGGCUUAUUGCACCACUGCUCCACAACAUGGUCCACUUAAUAAUGUAAAUAAAACCUGUGAUAAUCCUUUGCCUUAAGAUCUGAUGCUAAACCGUUACUGUGUUCUAAUUAAUUAUUCGU
Myodes glareolus (Bank vole) is the source of this 8691-nucleotide messenger RNA. It is a transcript of the gene Lancl3, whose product is annotated as LanC like family member 3. Gene Ontology annotation, cellular component: plasma membrane. Gene Ontology annotation, biological process: carbohydrate metabolic process; peptide modification. NCBI's taxonomy places the organism in Eukaryota, Metazoa, Chordata, Mammalia, Rodentia, Cricetidae. The record is from RefSeq and is a predicted model, not a curated record.